AUGAAGGCCAAACAAGGCUGCUGGACUUGUAAACAGCGGAAAAUAGGGUGUGACAGGGAUCUGCCUGUGUGCCACAACUGCACUCGCACGGGCAGACAAUGCUUGGGCUACGGCGUCCGUCUGCUGUGGCCGGAUCGUCAUGAUGGCAGGCGCAAAGACACAGGCUUCGUAGUUUAUGAGCCGCCGGAGAACCCGCUGGAGGCGUCCAAGAACUAUGGCUUGCAUUUUCUCAAUGUCAAUCAUAACGAUGUUGCCUCGUCGCUGGAUCCCUCUUCUUACAAUGCGCUUAUUAUCAAACCUGUCGCCAAACCUACCCGAACUCUCAACCUCUAUCCGACAAUGGUCGGUCAAGAUGCUCUAUUCAUGUCAUACUAUGAGCGCGUUAUUGCUCCCAUGAUUUCGACCACGCAAGUCACGAACGGCUUCCGGACCGACCUUGUCCAGAUGGUGCUGUCACGGGGAGACAGUGCGACCAAAGCCUUAUGGAAUUCUAUGAUGGCUGUCGCCGCUUUUCAUCACAGCGGCACUGAAGCUGCUCUAAAGUACAAGACGAAUGCUGUCCGCCAUCUAUCUGCUUCUCUAACUCCCGGAUAUGAAACAAGCUCUAUUGAUCUCAACCAGACGCAGUUUGCUGCAUCUAUGAUGCUUUGUAUCUACAGUGUCUUCGACGAGACCGACGGCCACUGGACGACGCAUCUUGAUGGUGCUAAAUAUAUGCUGGAAGGGUUAUACCCGGAGCAUCGAAGGCACAUCAAAGCAGAUUUCCUCUUCACUUGGUUUCUCUACCACGAAGUGUUGGCAUGCUUCAGCCAACCCCUCCGGCAAGCCCAUAACUGCAUCGACGUUCUUUUCCUAUUGGGGGCGUCGAACUGCGAUGCUACUUUGAUACUUGGCGCUCUCGGAUGCUCGUUGGAGACGAUUGCGAUAAUUCACCGGGUGAACAAAUUCCGCAUCGCCAUCAUACAAAAAGAAAUCGACCCGCUAUCACCCAAACUCAUUCAGCAGCGAUUUGAAUUGGAGCAUACGCUACAUAACCUUGUCCAGAGACUCGAUCCCGAUGAAGAAGCCGGCGAGGCACCCGCGAGGCGUACCCGCAUUCUGGCUACCGCAGAGCUAUAUCGCAUAGGAACCAUUCUAUACCUGCUUCAUGUUAUCCCUUUGCCUGGGGACGAGGAGCAAAAAGCAACUUAUUUGGAAGAGGUGUUUGACAUAUUGGAGCGCUUGGGGGUGGCUACAAGCCCAUGGCCUAUAUUCAUGGUUGCUUGCGAAUGCCAGACAGACGAACAGCGCAUCCGGAUUCUACGAAUAUUGGAUCUGAUGAAUAAUGUGAGAAAUAUCGGCAACAUCCGUGUGAUGCGCAAUCUUAUUGAAACAUGUUGGAAACACUACGACCUUCAGGCUGACUCGACAUACGUGCAUCGCACGAAAUGGUGGGAAUUUGUUAAUUACGAGACUGCAGUUCCCUGGUUUAUUUAA
Messenger RNA from Trichoderma virens Gv29-8, 1476 nucleotides. RefSeq lists its product as uncharacterized. Bases 1 to 1476 code for a protein of 491 amino acids. Gene Ontology annotation, molecular function: DNA-binding transcription factor activity, RNA polymerase II-specific; transcription cis-regulatory region binding; zinc ion binding. NCBI's taxonomy places the organism in Eukaryota, Fungi, Ascomycota, Sordariomycetes, Hypocreales, Hypocreaceae. The record is from RefSeq and is a predicted model, not a curated record. Gene Ontology annotation, biological process: positive regulation of transcription by RNA polymerase II. Gene Ontology annotation, cellular component: nucleus. The transcript is spliced from 5 exons.